Bipolaris zeicola 26-R-13 is the source of this 1128-nucleotide messenger RNA. RefSeq lists its product as uncharacterized. Bases 1 to 1128 code for a protein of 375 amino acids. The record is from RefSeq and is a predicted model, not a curated record. NCBI's taxonomy places the organism in Eukaryota, Fungi, Ascomycota, Dothideomycetes, Pleosporales, Pleosporaceae. The transcript is spliced from 2 exons.
AUGGCAAAGCUAGCAAAAGAUCCUGGAAUCAACGACACGGUAGCGUCGGCACCAGUAUAUCAGGCAACGCCAGGCAAUAUACCUCAGGAAAUUUGGGGACUUAUACUUAGUUUUGUCGACGAUGAGUUCACACUCUGGGUCACCUGUCGCCAGGUGUCACGCGUCUUCCGAACAGAGGCAGAAUGCGAGUUUGCUUUGACACAGCUCCCAAAACUAAGCUUCUAUUUGUCGGCUAGUUGCAAUUAUUCGAUUACUGAACACACACAUUGCUACCGCUGCGAAAUCUUUACGGAAAGUCUCCAGUGCUUUCUUCAAGAUAGCCAAGAAGUCAUAUACAAGAUCAAGAUUGACUCCUGUCUCUGCGAUAUAGAUAACAACGGCAGACCGAUAGCUGGAAACUAUUCAGGGAACCACAGUAGCUUAAGGGAGACGGUUACCGGUCUACUGGCAUAUCGAUUUCCUCAUGAUAUAAUGCCACAAUUCAAGCGUCAUAUUCAUAGAGUAGAGCUUGGAUAUUAUUUCAAUGACACGCCCCUCAAGUACACUAGCCUGGACUUUGACAACCUUACGUUAGCUUUCCGAUGGAAGCCUUUCAUGAACGACUUUUUCAAGAACAUCUCGUAUAUUCAAAAGCGCACCCAGAUCACAACACCUAUUGGUUGUCUUGCAGAAGAGUCUCUUGACCAACUUUUCGAGAGAAUCGCUGCCAAUCCAGAGUUCGAAAGGAAGAUGCUGGACGAUUGGCCAUUGGAUUAUGGGGAAGAGGAAAACCAAUAUUUCUAUGAAGCAUAUGUUGAUCGUGUGCGCCACACAUAUCCAGAGGGCCUAGUAAAGAUUAUGUUUUUGUCUUAUCCUGUACGAAUAACGAUCAUGAAACUAAACAAGACUAUAGAGGCAUGGUUCAGAAAAUUGAGGCGUUUUCUCACCCGUCGCCCGGAUCCAAACAUCCCGAUUCCAAAAAACACGGAUGCACUAUUUAAGGAACUGUUCAUGUAUCCCGGUAUGUCCCGUCCAAGAGGAAUGAAGCAUCUCAUAAGCGUCGAAGUAAGCAGAAUGGUCCGACUGAACAGGUGGAACCGGAACUGGAAGAUACUGAGAGAAUACAAACGAAAGCACAACAUCAUGUGA